AUGACGGAUAAAGGACGUGAGCAGUCUCCCAUUGCGGAGCGUCCGGCGAAUUUGUCGGAUAUUGCGCGUAUAAAAACGACCCGCAGUGUCAGCGGAAGUGCCCUCCCGACUGUUGAUCUCGACCCCACCACUCUGCAGCUACUGGAGGAGAAUGAAAGUAUGUUGUAUGAAAUCAAUCGACUCCAACGGGAACUACGGACCUCGCAGGAGGAGGUCUCCAAAUUAAACACCAUCAUUACAUCCCAACAGGAGGAGGUGGCGGCAAUGCGGGAGAAAUUAAAUGAUGCGAACACACACGCCCGUGAUGCCUCUGGGCGUAUUAUUAAUUAUAAAGUGGAGUGUGAGCGGUUAACAGGGGAGAAUACGCGGCUGGCGCGGGAGUAUGCGGAGGUGUGUGCCGAGUUGGAACAACACACAGAGAAGAUCCGACACGACACCAACGGCAUGCGUCCCGACACCGCACGUGGAUUGGCAAACGCACAAAUUCGUCAAUUUCACCGUGAGAUGAUUGGAUUGUUUCCAUCUGUUCAACACGUGGUGCACUCCCUGCGCCGCUCUAUUCCCGCCAGCAGCGCCGAUACCGAACGGGUACUCGAAAGUGUGCGGAAGGAACGGCAUGAACUGCAGCGACUCGCCGAUACCGUGCGGAGAAUGGGCGGUGGAUGGGAAAGAAAUAAUAAUAAUAAUAAUAACAAGAACAACAAGAAGAAUGAGGAGGAGAAUAAUGAAAUGGGUGGAAAUGAAACAGAAAGGGAAAAGGAACGGGAUGUCCUCGCACGAGCACAGAAGGGUGAAGAACUUGAUGCCCCAGGGGAUCUCGCGGUGUUGAUUCGCUGGAUGAUUGUGGAAGCCCUUGACGCCGGCAUUACCUCAACGCGGGGGAAUUUAACACUCUUUGAAAAUGCCAUCAACACAGAUCCCAACAGCCCCGUGAGUAGCAGCACGAACAAGGGUCGUAAUAAUAACAAUGGGACUACCAGCAAUACGAACAGCAAUAAUAACAAUCGUAAUAAUACCCCAACACCAAGUGAAGAGAGAGGAGGAGUGAGCCGUUGGGCAAAAGGAGCUGCACGUCGUUUUAUGGGCGAUCCUAAAAAGUAG
Molecule: messenger RNA, 1101 nt
Organism: Trypanosoma theileri
Lineage: Eukaryota; Euglenozoa; Kinetoplastea; Trypanosomatida; Trypanosomatidae
Exons: 1
Coding region: 1-1101 (366 amino acids)
Source: RefSeq, a predicted model, not a curated record